This is a messenger RNA of Schistosoma bovis, 7844 nucleotides long. The record is from the annotation of a GenBank genome assembly. NCBI's taxonomy places the organism in Eukaryota, Metazoa, Platyhelminthes, Trematoda, Strigeidida, Schistosomatidae.
AUUGGGCGUCUGUAGAUUUGUGGGCCGUUUGAUUGAAGGUCAUUUCUAAUCUUUGAUUCAGUGUAUGAUGGUAAAAUGAUGUAGCGGGAUGAGACUGCGUAUGAUACCCGUGAUAUUCAAAGAAGGUAUCGUAGCCUCUCUUACUGGCGGAUUCUAUUUUGAUUCUUCCCAAACUCAUUUCGCAAAUGUCAUUCAUGUCUAUGUUUGGAUCAUCCUAUUUGUUAUACCUCUGGUUCUGUAUAUGAUUUCAGUAAAUUCCCACAUCACCGCAUUGCUUUAUGGGUUUUCUAUCGGGUCCUUCGUCCUUAUAGUUAAGCUAGUAAUUUGGAGACUUCAUGAUCUUCUGGAUAAAAGUGACCCUGUUGAUAAUAGUCAGAAAACUAGUAAAGAAAACCUAAAGAAACAGCCAUCAACUGGGCAUCAGACAGGUGUUCAUGAAGAUGAUCAGGAACAUUUUCAUGAUAUUAAUGACAUUGAAAACAAGUGCCGAAGAAUUGGGAUAGCCGGGAUUGAAUUAGCUGAUUUAAGAGACUCUACUUUGAACCAUGCUUGUCGUUUUACUGAUAGUGAAAUGAAUGUUGGCAGUCCCAUUCAAAAUACACAUAUAUUGAAUGACAAGGGGAUUUGUAAAUAUAAAUCUUUGAAAAACAAUUUAGAACCAGAUCUUGCAUUUUCUGAGAGUUUCACCAAUUCUAUCACGUUUCCCGUUUCUUCCUUUCAACUUGGACCUUCCACCUCACGAUUAAACUACGUUACAAUCGAACAGUCGCCUAAUUGUUCAAAUCGCGAUUCUAUGGUUCCUGGUCUAAGUGUAGUUGAAGAGAAACAAUCAACGGAAAAUAACAAGCUAAAUUCGUCAAACUCUAACUGUGCCUUAUUUUCUAAUAAUAGCAACCAAAUUUAUAAGAGUGAGACAAUUACUUCAGGACCACUGAAAUCCACAAUAUCAUCAACGUCAGCAGAGACAAAAAACACUGAUUUUACCCAUAAUUUAAAUGCAAGAACAGUUAAACCUAUUUAUGUAAAUACCCCGUUAAAAUCAUUUAGUGGGAGGAGUUGUCAGAGGGCUCCUGUUAGAAGGCAGUUUUCUGAAACAGCAGUAAAAAAUGCAUUUGAAGUCCAAAGGUUGGUUACGUUUUAUGAUCAGACUGAUCGAAUCCCUGGUUUACAGUUUGAUCACUUUGUUCCUGAGAUUACCAGUCCGAUUACAGGAGAGCUAUCAGUGGAAAAAUCUUCGCGUCCCAUUACUUCUAUAUCUGGUCGCUUUCUUGUGAGAUCUAGUUCAGUACGCACGGAAAUCGAACAGUGUAAGCGUAUUCUGAAUCAAUUGAAAUGGGACGUGAGUCAACUUCCUCCCAUACCUGUCACCCGAUUCACUCCCUCAAUGAAGGAUCUAGAUACCUUAGAUUUGAAUCCCAAGGUUCUUCAAUCAGCACCUUUAUCUUUUGUAAGAAGUAGAUCACAGCUCCGAAGACGUGCUUUGUUCGUAGAUAGGGAUCAGAAUAAGAGAACUAUUACGUAUUUAACUGCAUCCGACCGAAACAGCAUUCCAUAUUCCACUGAACUUUCACUAUCCGAGACAAUUUUAUUCUGGCGUCAGUGCUUUGGAAACAUUAACUUUGACAGGUCUGCGAGACGUCGACAUCAACAAGCUGACAUGAUUGCGUUCAAUGAAAUUCCCUUGUCCAAUAUGAAUCUUCGUCCUCGCAGACUUCCUAGAGGAUGGCGUUCUCACAGUCUACAUUAUGAUCCUGCAGCAAUGAAAUCAUUCACACUUUACCCUCGACAAGUCGUUCGACGUCCUGGUACAACUGUCUGUUUACAACGUCAACAGUCAGCUGGGUCGACUUCAUCAGCUGUAGUCAAUAGUUCUUCACUGCAAUAUGGUACUCCAGUAAAGAAAACUAUUCAAUUUUCUGUGAGUGAUUCACAUGAUUCUACUGAAUCUGACACUGUUGAAGCAAUUACUUUAGAUAGUCAACAGGUACAAAAUGAUCGUGACAACAUACCUGUUGAUGCAGAGCAUUUAACUUCAAAAUGGCCUACCAGUUCUUCGAAUGUUCUUGAUGAAGUUCAACCUAGUACACAGAGUCAUGAUUUAAACGAAAAAGUAGAUGAAUAUGUAGAAAAAAAAGUGAAGGAUAUAGAGAUUACCUCGUUAUGCAACUAUUUGUCUAAUGAUGGUUUUACUGUCGAUUUGCAAACACCAACAACUCAUCCUCUGGAUAAAUCAAGUUUAAAUAAGAUUGCUAAUGAUCAUUACAGUGUUGAGUCUAACAAAUCGCUUCUUACAAAGACUAGAGGGUGUAAUCGUUUAACUCGUCAAGCUGGAUUUCGUCGUCGCCCUGUUAUGGCCUCUGGUUCUUAUGGUCAGUCAAAAGGUGUAACUUCACUUAAAAAUGAAAAGGUGGCUAGUUCUCGUGAUAAUCACUUACAACCGGAAGUUACACAAGAGAUAAAAAGAAGUGAUGUAGACAGUAAUUUACAGACUUCGUCCAGUGUUUCGAAACCUAUAUCAACAAAUCCUAUUUCAGUCGAUCAAGCUGUUGACAAUUUACUCGCUCAUCUAAUGGGUGUUAAAUCAUUGGCUGAUACUGGAUUAACUCGACAGCAAUGCUUAUUUCAGUUGCGUGGUAAUGGAAAUACUGAAGAUUCAGAAAAUGCCGAAUGGGAUAUUUUGUAUGCCGUCACCGAAGCUGCCACUGAUAAUGCUACAGUAAUACCAGAACCGACUGAAACUAUUACUACUAAUAUUGCUACUAUUACCACUACUGCUGCUACAUCUCAAACUGACGGUCAACCAGCUCAACUCAGAUCUGCUAGUCCUGAGACAAAAAAUCGCGAUGGUACCUAUCAAGACGAUGCAUUUAAUAAUUUGGAUGAAGAUUCAUGGGAUUUACAAGAAAUCAGUAUCAAAGCACGUUUUCAAUCUACUAAUGAGAAUCAAGAGGUUGACGAUGAAAUUCAUACUCAAGAAGCUGUGGCUAAUCGAUCCAAUGACUCUGGUUCCGAUGGUAAUGGUGGUAAUAAUUCAUCGUCGAAUUCAUUACUUUGGUUUUUUCGUAAAGGUUUUAGACCUUCAAAAUUACAACAACAACAACAACAACAAAAUCGUCCAUUAUCAACUGCUCCUAUAUAUACUAUAUCAUUAUCACCAUGUUUUCCAUUUACGUUUCGUUUACACUUGAAUCGUUUAGAGUUGGGAUAUAUUUUUGAUAAAAGUUUUACUAUCAUGGAAAUUAUAUUAUGCUCUAUUUUGGCCGCUUUAGUCAGUAUUAUUGGCUAUUAUACGUUACGUACUGCAAGUUUUCAAAAUUAUGGACCAUUAGCAUGUUUCACUAUUGCUGGAUGUCAUUAUUCACUUAUGAAAAGUGUUCAACCCGAUCCAGCUUCACCAAAACAUGGAUUUAAUCGUUUGAUCGUAUUCACUCGUUCAUUUUUCUUCUGUUCUUUUGCUUCUAUCUAUCUACUGGCUAAUUACUUAUAUCAACCACAAAAAUCUGUACCAUUUUCAGGAGAAAUGUCAAGUAUAGAACAUACAGGAGAAUUACGUUUUGAAUCAAUUUCAACAAUAUAUCAAUCGACUAGACAAAUGUUACCAUUAGAUAUUGGUGAAGCAUCAAAUGAAUUAACAACAGAGAAAAUAAAUUGGCGUGUGCCUAAUUUUUAUCAUCUUUCUCAAUCUUAUAAAAUGAUUGUUGAACCUUCUUCUUCUCCAUCUACUAUUAAAUUCUAUGGUGUUAAUUUAUCUGUAGAUCGUUUAACCUGCCUAGUUAAAUAUUCAUCUAUAUAUGUUCUAUUAAUAUUUCCCAUAUUGUUCUGUCUUGGCUUGAUGCCUCAAAUAAACACUGUACUUAUUUAUGCUUUAGAACAAUUAGAUAUUCAUAUUUUUGGAGCAAGUGGUACUACUGGACUUUUUUCAGUAAUAUUAUCUAUUUUUCGAACAUUCAUAGUGAUUGGUUUGACAUUUGUUCCAUGUUAUUAUGCAGUACAAAAGUCCGAUCCUCAAUGCAUGUUAUUCUCAAUAUUUUGGGGUAUACAAAUUGCAUUGUGCUUUUUACUAAGUCGUCUACCAUCGAAUACUAUACUUUAUGAGACACUUUUUCCUUCUGAACGUCGCAUAUACUAUUGGUAUCGUAUUCGAAUGUUUUUCUACAAUGCUUGGCAUAAAAUAACUGUAAAAUGUAAUUUAAUUUUUCGAUCAAAAGAGAGAAAGGAAAAGAAGAAAACACAGAGAUCUCAAUUAACUUCUAUCGAUAAAUCUAAUUGGUGGAGACGACUACCUCUACUGUUUCCUAAUCUUCGUAUGAAAUCUACAAAUGCAUCAUUUAAGAAAACUGAUGAAAAUGUUGAAGAAUUUCUCCUUUCUCGUCUAACACACACAAAAGAAUGUGUAGAUGUUGAGAGUGGAGUGCCAGUUCAAAGUAAUAGUUUGCCAUGUCGAUUGAUCAGUCGAGAUAGCUUAACUCAGUCAACUUCUACACCCGCUAUUAAAUACAAUUUUGAAGCACCUUCAACAAUUGUUGUAUCAUCCAGUUGGAUUGAAUCACAGGAUGUUAAUAAUUAUGAAAAUAAGAAAUUCUCUACACUUGAUAAGAUUAACAAUAAUACUAAUAAUGGUGAUAACAAUAGCAAUGAUGAUAAUAAUAAUCAUACCAAUACAUUACCAUCAUUUGUAAUUGAUCAGAAUCUAUCAGCAUCUGUGAAUACUUUAACAAUAAGUAAAGAUAAUUCAAGAGUGACCACCGAACAAUAUCAAACCACCGAUUCAAAAACAACACAAUCACAAUUUAAAAAUGAUGAUCCUCUACCAAAUUUAAUUAGAAUCUCAUUAUUGGCACGUUUUGAAAAUGAUUUACUCUCUUGUAUUUUAUGGUUCAUUUUAGCGUUCCUUAUUCAUUUGACAAUUACUAUAAUCAAUACUGCUAUUGAUUCUACAGAUUUUCAUUCUUAUUAUUACUGUUACAUUUUAAAUUGGAUCAGUGUUGUACUUGGUUUUCUGUUGCAUUAUGUUUGGCCUAAUUUUAGAAAGCCGUAUCCAUGGUUACUGCUUGUGAAACCUGUUGUUGAACCUGAUCUUCACGGAAGAAUUAUUCGCUGGGAAGUUGCUUAUUUUUGGCUUUGUUGGUUAGAAAGAAACGUGUUCUUGCCUGUUAUUACUAUGUGUAUGGUCACUCAAUCUUUUGAUUCAGUGGCAGUGAAGUUUGGACCGUUACUAUCCACAUUCAUAAUUAUUGUAUGUAGUAUGAAAAUGUUACGAAAUGGUUUUUGUUGUGCAAAACAAACUUACCUAAGUUUGUUUUUCACGAAUUUAUUAUUUUCAUUUGAUUUCUACAAUUUUAAAGAAGCAUUCCCUAUUAAUUAUUUCUUUGUAUCACUUCUUGUUAGCAAGUUUAUUGAAUUAUUCCGAAAAUUGCAUUUCAUCUAUGUGUAUUUAGCUCCAUUCAAUAUUAUUUGGGGUUCUGUUGCACAUGCAGUUGUACAACUUGGUUCAAUUCCUCACUCUGUAUUCCUAUUCGCCAAUUGCAUUUUUUCUACAAUUUUAUCAGCACCAUUGGAACCUUUUAUGGCUAGUGCAAUUUUUAUUACAUCUUAUGUAAGACCGAUUAGUUUUUGGGAGACUAAUCAUCGGACUCAACGAAUAGAAACAACUAAUAUGCCUAUAGCAGCUCAAUUGAAAGGAAUUUCCAAACAUCAGGUAUCUGGUAAUCUAGAUGGCAUAUUUUAUGAACAUUUAACAAGGAAAUUACAACGAACAUUAGCCGGUGAUUUACAACUUGGACGUAUUGGCGGGUUAACCGUUCAACAUGGUGAUGUAUUCAUUUUAUCAACUGAUGAUUUAAACCUGUUGAUUCAUAUUAUUGAAGUAGGCAACGGAUUCGUUACCUAUCAACUUCGUGGUCUUGAAUUUAUCGGUACUUUGUGUCAUGCUAGUGAAUCAGAAGCAUUACGUUCAGAUCCGCAUAAAAGUAAACGAUUCUGUUGUUGUCAUUCAAAAACUAUUCAUGGGAUGUUAAGUUUUAACACUGCUGUUCGUUUACGUUGUAUGACAUGGCAAUUUGCAUAUACACCAUAUAUAGUUGAAGGUUAUGAAGUUACUGAUCACAGUGCUGGAUUAACAUUUCAAUUGACAGACUUACGGAAAGUAUUGAUCAGUCGAUUUGUUCAUUGUAUUAUUUAUUUUGUUUGUAAAUUGCCGAAUUUAUCGAGUCGAUUAACUCAACUAACACCAUGUUUAGAUUCCAAUCGAUUUUCAUCACCAGAUUACUUUGAUUUGGAUCCUGUAUUUUUCAAAGCAAUUGAUGAUGACUUUGAUGAAGAUGUUAGUGGUGUUACUAAACAACGUUUUAUUCAAAUUUAUUCCGAUUGGAUAGCAUAUUGUUUAAAAAAACAAAGUGGAAAUUCAUCUGUACCAUGUGGUCCUGAUUCACCUGUGGUGUCGUUAUGUUUAGCUUUAAGCUUACUUGGUAGGCGAUGUAUGGGUGGUCAACAGUCAUCAAAGCCUAUUUUGGAUCAAUUCUUGCAUGGCGUGCACCAAGUGUUUGCAGGAGAUAUUAAUUUAGUCCCAAGAGAUGAUUGGGUUCUUGUGGAUCUUGAUCUUCUUCAAACUGUUGUUACUCCUAGUGUUCGUAUUGCAUUGAAACUGUAUCAAGACACAUUUACAUGGUCAUCCGGUAAUACACAUAAUGAAUUAUACAAGAAGAUUGUUUAUACAGAGAAAAAUGUUGUAAUUUGUCCAGAAACUGAUCCAAAAUGGCGAUUUGCUGUUUUAAAUGAUGCUGAUUGUUUAUUCUCAUUUCGUUGGGUAUCUGGUCGUACAUCGGUGGAUGUUUAUCGAAUUGUUCAGUUAACUAAGAGAAGACUAGAAUUUAGAGCUAUCAAAGUUAGUUCAUUUUUACCAAUCGUAAAAAGGUCAUCACUUGUAUCUUGUCUCUUUACAUCAGAUUGACUUAAGUUGUUAUUGCCAUAGAUAAAAGUUGCUUUUCGUAUCAGCGAGUAUGAAUGACCCUUGAAGUUUUAUUACCCCUCUUGAGCUUCAUUAAUUAAAUGUUGCUAUGGUAUUCAAGUGCUUUGGUUUUUAAUUUUGCCGUGUAUUUGAUUACAUCAGCUAUUCUUAUGCUUUGUCCUGUUGUAUACACAGAAAUUGACUUCGAUUACAUCAUUAAGUCGUAGAGAAGAUUUUAAUGUUGUUGAGUUGUCCAUGGUAAAUAGUUUAAUUGUGGAGUUUUCAUUCGCGUUCUUGACAACAUCAUCACUUACUUCAUUUUAAAGUUAUUUUCAUAGUUAUUCCACGAGCUUUGUCCUCUAAGGUUUCAUGAUUCAGUCAAUUGGUUGAUUAGUAUAUGGAUUGUCUACACUAAUGGCAGUGAGAAACGGCGCGAGCAUCUAGUAUUAUGAGAAAAUAAGUAGUAAUGCGUUUGAUCGAAUGUACUGCUAAACUAUAAAAAGUACUAGAAAAAGAAGUCACUAUUGUUAUUUGUAUUUGGUCUUUCCAUAUCCUUUGUUUUCAGUUAUAUUUUUUAUAAUUUUUUUGUUGUUAAUAAUAGUUAAAUCCUGAAUGUGUUCGAGGUUUAUGGGCUGGUCAACAACGUGAACAAAUAUUUUUACGUAAUAAUAAUGAAGAACGUGGUAGUAUACAAAGUGCUAAUCCAGUCUUACGGAAUUUAGUCAAUUCUAGUUGCGAUCCACCAAUUGGUUAUCCAAUUUAUGUUAGUCCUUUAAUUACUAGUUUUGCUGGCGAUAAUGAUGAUUAUAUUAAUGUAUCUGGUGGAGAGUUAUCUUUUGUUAAUAUUUUAUUACGUAUACGUGAUUGUUGGAGACGUUUUCGUCAAUUAUGUGGUUGU